GGAGAUUUUCAGAUCUUAUCGCCUGUUGGUCACAUAGAAACACAAGGAGACAUUCAGAUCUCGUCGCCUAUGGGCCACAUAGAAAAACAAGGAGACAUUCAGAUCUCGUCGCCUAUGGGCCACAUAGAAACACAAGGCGACAUUCAGAUAUCAUCGCCCGCUGGUCACAUAGAAACACACGGAGACAUUGUUAUCUCAGCUCCUCUAGACCACAAAGAAAAACAAACAGAAGAAAAGAAUAUCUCAGUUGCCAACUGCCUUAAAGAAACUCUGGAAGUAAUUCCCAGGUCAGCCCCAAUGACCAAUGAGAAUACGGAGAUGCAGGUGGAGGCCACUUAUGUUAUAAAUGACGUCACGUAUAAUGUACGCUGUCCUUCAGAUUCUGGACUAAAUGAAAACACCACAGACACUGAUAAUGACACGAACUCUGAAGCCAAUGUCUUUUCAGUCGACUACGCUCGUGAAGCUGAAAGUGAAAGAUUGGGUGCGGCCAAUGUCUUUAAAUUAUCGUCGUCACUAUCCGGACCCAACAUGCAGCAAAGAUUUUUCAAUGCGGAUGAGACACAAAGGUUAGUACAGAAUGCUGCCAAUCGUAUCCCCGAUAAAGAAGCUUUAAGCAAAGACAGUUUUGCAAGUUCUUUUAAUCAAGAUCUCGUCCUGAAAAACAACAUCGACUUAGCCGAGUCGAAAAAUACGGAAACUGACGUUGGGGAAAAUGAACAUACGUCUGAAUGUGACAUAUCAUCAUGUCAGGACCCGCUCAGCGGGGAAGAGCAAGGUGAGCCGGGACUGCAGAACUCAUCUAUCAAUGAGGUGGACUCGUACAGACCUGCUCUACGGAAAAAAUCCGGUCAUUUUGUCCAAGAAGAAGAGAAACAGUGUACAGCGGAAGACAGAGAUGCAAUCGAGAAGACCCAUAAGAACAACAGGCUGAGCCCAAAAGAGAAAACCGUGAGCGUGGAGUUGACAGUUACUGACAAGGAUAUGGAUAGUAGUCGGGAAUCCCAAGGACUGGCAACGCACAGGGAUUCUGUACACGAAGAUGGCAAGGAAAAAAUAUCGAAUAGCAUUGAAACAUUAAUCUCUGAAUCUCUUUUGAAUUCUCGUGAUGAAGAUUCUACAGAAGGAAGCGAUUCGAUUGGACACGAACUGUGUCACGGAGAAAAAACCUCUGGUACUGUGGCAACUUGUGGUGGAGUGGAUGGAACCAGGGAGGAGGAUUUAUCAAAGCAGAGAGAUGAAGAUAAUCAACUGGCUAGAGGACACUUAAAAGGCCGUAUUGAAACGGAGCGACACUAUGCGUGGAAGGUUAUGUCCCCUAUCACUUACAAGGAGAUCAAUAUUGGGUGCAUAGGUAAUGUACCGUCCGAUACUGAGGAUCAUCAAAAUAUUAUGGUUUUGGGUGUGAGUACUGAUUCCCAUGACAGUUCACAAGACCUGUCACAUAGCCUGUCACAGGUGAAAACCGAAGUAACGGAGGCCAGCAUUUUGUCUGCGCAAGAAGAAAUUCACAUCCCUAGAACUGCUUGCAAGUGGGAUGAUUCUUCAACACCGAAAGAUGUCAUAGAACACUCGGAAGUCGAAGCUUCUGUGUUGACUAUGAGGCAGCAUGUAAGCGACAUGGAUCGGCUCGGGGAAGCCAUCUCACAUUUCCCCGCCUCUCCUCAGUGUCGACAGAUAGCCUCAGACAUGGGUGACGGGAGGAAUGUCGAGAAGGACGACGAAGUGGGAGCCCACACGGAGCAAGUUUACAUGGAAGAACUUGAGAUGUCCGACAGGCUCAACAUGUACCGCGACACCGUACGGGAGGUCAAAUCGGAGCUCUCUCCGGCACGGUACAUCAGCGAUAAGGACGAAGACACGAUACCGCUGGUGAAAGAGUCUAAAGAUGGCAGGCGACGCGUUAAGAAAGGGGCGAUGGCCAAACAGUCCCAGAACCUCACAGAUAUUUGUAGUGACUCUACGGUCCUGACCAAAGUUUCGGACAGGCCACAGGUACAGAAGACGCGAAGCGCCGAUGAGUUCGCCUUGCUGAAAAGUGAAGACGGGGGUGAAGAAGAAGGCCCCGACGAAUGUUACAAUCUGAGGACGACUAAGAGCACACCAGUGCCCCAGUCUGGUAUCAGACGAAUCAAAUUGAUCGAUGUGAAAGAAUUCCCCAAGGAUAUGCCAUGCAUCUACCGUCCGUGUAAGUAGUUCUGUUUUUGUUUUAGGACUGGAUCGUGUUGCUGAUGCGCGAGUGGAACAUUUGACGUCAUUAAUACUAAAUAUAAUUUUAACGUGACCUCAACUCGCCAUUGAUAUUUUAUUUUGAUGUGCACGUCGUUUUUAUUUUGUGUAUUACACAUUACUAAUAUUAGAAAGAUAUUUAUAACUUGUCGUAGGCCAGGGCCUGGCAAACAUUUUUAAGUGAGGAAAAAAUUUUAUAGAUUAAAUCUGCCGACGAAAUUAUUAUUUUUUUGGAUCUGUAGACAGGAGUUGUUUGUAUAGUAGACGAGUCAAAUAAACAAAUGAGUCAAAUAAACAAAUGAGUCAAAUAAACAAAUGAGUCAAAUAAACAACCACAUCUAUCCAUUCAAAGGGGUUGAUUGAAUAGUAGGCUAGUCAGUUAAAGAACAAAAGCUAUCCCUUCAAGGAACCACUGGCUAUUCCUUUGAAGAGCAGCACGUUACUCUUGCGCCUCGGGUUUCCGACUACUGCUGAAUGGCAGCCAACAAAUAAUGAGCAUGGCCUUGAGGUUUCUCGUCAUAAUUUGUCUUGUUUACAUCUCCAAAAACUUGUCGCGUUUAAUAAUUGCUCUUGAUUGUACUUAGUCGCAUUCACAAGUCUUUGUUACAAAACAAUAAGAUACAGAAGCAUUAAAAACAAAUAUAUGCAGGUGUCGCUAAGUGACACCAAAGUUUGUGUCUUAUCAUUGUCAGGCUAGAAAAUGUCCAUUCGAUUCUCUUUGUCUCCGUCACCAGAUGAGACGAACGACCCUAAGCCACCAGCACCAAGUGCCUCAGAAACUAACCUGAGUCGACCCAACAAACCCAUCACUUUUAGGCAUCGGCCAUCUGAGGCGAGAAGACCAAAGAAAACUAGUCUGUGGAAGCGCCUGAAAUCGGUAAGGAAAAAACACCAACAUGUUGUAAGGAAAAAAAAGCACCAAUAUAUUUUGUGGAAUAAACACCAAUAUAUUCAUCACAAUCUUCGCAAUUAUGUAACCUUCCCUCAUGAUACGUCGCAGUUACACAGAAUUCCCUUCUGUGACGUUACGAAUUGCAUUACCCCCCCCCCCCCCCCCCCACACCCNUGGAAGUCACAAUUUGUUGGAGAAGGCUUUCCUUCUUCAGUUCAGUAAAUCAACUUGAUGAAUCCAUAUCUUCAUAGCUUUAUAUGAGCCGUGUACGUCAUCACUAGAAAUUAAAUAACAAUUAUACAUCAGUUAAGACAGACACCCCCCCCCCUUUUUUUUUACACCUAACACCCAUCCCUGAAAAAACAAAUGUUGAAAAUUUAGACAUGCAUUACAAAGUAUGAAGUUUAUAUAAUAUUAUGUAAAUGUUCCAAUGUCGAGUGUUGUUUAACCAAUCUUAGUUGUUAAAGGUUUGAAGAGUAUUGUUAAAAGAUAGUGUUAUCAAAUAAAUGAGUCGCAAAAUAUUUCGAACUGAAUUGAAUUGAUGAAUAAUUGUUUCCAACUACCAAACGAGCAGAUUUUGAAAGCCCCACGACUCGUGCAUAGAGAUGGCAAGUUCCGGUUCGUGAGGAAGUACAAGAAAACGCCCAACUCUGAGAUGUCCGCGCCAUCCGCUUACAUGUCCUCAACCGCUUCCGACAGCUUGUUGGAUCAGUGUCAAGAUGUUUCGAAAACAAAACAACGUGGGUCAAAGGUGAAGAUUGACGAACGAUUCAAUUUCCGGCCGGUGACUGCAGGUUUGUUCAAAUGGAUGCUUUCGUCUUCUUUUACUGCUGGCCAAUGUUGACAUGUGGCAUUGAUUGUUUAAUGUUAUUUUUCCCCUUUUUUAAAAAAAAACACAUUUGUGAAACGGUGUCUCAAAGACAAGAUGGGAACAUUCAUUUCGACUAUUAUAUUAUUAUUUAAUGGAAUACCAGCUAUCGCUUGAUGUAAACGCAAUAUUUUUUUUAAAAUAAGGUUUGCAGCGGGAACAUUUUAGUUGUAUACUACUCCAGUAGCGUAGCUAGGGUUGGUGUCACCCGGUGCGGUAAACUCAUGGUGUCACCCCCCCCCCCCAAAAAAAAAAAAAAAAAAAAAAACAAAAAAAAACAAAAAAAAAAAAAAAAAAAAAACUUCUAUGAUCGAUUUUUUCUUGUUAAAAUAAGUCCACAGUAUAGCAUCAACCUUGAACUUUUAAUAAAGCACGCAUUUGGAUUGGUUAAAUUUGUGAAAAAUAUAUGUGUGAUCCGUAUUCUUUUAUGAAUCUCGAUUUUUGCAAGCAAUGUGUGCCCUGUAAAUAUGCAAUUUUUCAAUCGGGUGUCACCCCUAAAAUGGUGUCACCCGGUGCGGUCCGCACCCCCCGCACCUGCCUCGCUACGCCACUGUACUACUAUACUCACCCCACCCCCGCCCGAAAACCAAUGUGGGAUAGAGAAUGACAAGCAAAAUGGAAUAGUCUUCUGGAUAAUAAAUUUAACUUGACUAUUUCCCUAGCAAAUGGCCAUGGAGAUGGUAAAACAACUAUUUUUAUUACACGCUACAUGAUAACAUUACAGACCAACCCGCUUAUCUCGACAUCGGUUAUCUCGCAAACCCAGUUAUGUUGAUGUUUUUGAAGUGGAACCGCCAAAUUCUCACUUUGUCUUAGCAUUUUCUCCUUGGUUAUGUCGAUUCUUUUAUGUGGCCGAACCCUGAUAUCUAGAGCGCAAAAGGCGGCCAAGUUUGCCACUUAACCUCGGUUAUCUCGAUCCCCAUGACCAAUCGCCGACUUUUGAACUCCGCAAGAAGAAGUUGCAAACAAUAAAUAAACAAGUUUUUCAUAAUUAAAAUAAUUAUUUAUUUCUCAAAAUACAGGACGUGUGUUUUAGAAUGAACCUAGAAGUAAUUUAAAUAAAUAUUUUUUAUUUCGAGGUUUAAAAACCCGGUAGAGUUCAUAUUAUAAAUGAUCUUAAUUUGCUGUGUGCAAAACGUUGUCAUGGGCAGCCAUUCACGGUCACUUGCAUAAUGGCUAUGCCGUGGUACUACGUCAGAGUUUCAUUCAUAAGAGUUUGCCUUGUGCAAAAGCUAUUAAAUCAUUGGUCAGGGAAAGCUUUAAUUAAAUAGUCAUGUGCCAAAGUUGAAAGUUCCAAAUAAGUAGUCCCUAAAUAGUAUUUUAGUAAUAAAGGGAUGCGUUGCCUUAUAUAAACUAUAUAUCGCGCAAGACACCAUCGGCAGAAUGGGGUCACAAAAUGUGGGGGUUUCGUCCAUAGUAGAAAACAACAAACGAACUCGCACUUUAAAAAUUCAUAAAGUUAAAAAGUUGAUUCUGGUUUAAUUUUUUUUUUUAAAUUUCAAAUUUGCUCUAAAUAACUUAAAUGUUUAAAAAAAAAGGUAUUUAUUUUUUUUACUGAAGUACCUGCAUUUAUUAAAGCAAAUCAUGUACAUAAAGAAAUUUCAAGCUCAUGUUAAUAUAUUGCCGCCAUAUUAGUUUUCGGUUAUCUCGAUCAUCGGUUAUCUCGACGUUUUUUGAAAAAAAAACCCUAGGCCGUCGACAUAACCGGGUUAUACUGUAGUUAGUUUUUUGUUAGGAAAACGUACUUAAAUGAUUCCGUAGUCCAUUCUGACACGAAUUAAGGUCGAUGUGAUUCUUAGAGAAACAGUGUCAUUAAAACAUGCUUUAGUGAUAAAACGUGAAUAAUUCCAACGUCAUCUAAAGAUAUGAACAACCAGUAACAUCUAGUAUCGCUCAGUAACACCUAGUAUCGCCCAGUAACACCUAGUAUCGCCCAGUAACACCUAGUAUCGCCCAGUAACACCUAGUAUCACCCAGUAACGCUAGUAAGGCCCAAGCCAUUUGCAUUUAUUGACACAUUCAUUGAAAUAUACUAAAUUUUUUAGUCAUUUUUUUGUUUGUUUGUUGUGAUCUAUAGAAAAUGGAUCAGAAUGGCAAAUGGAGUCUCCCACCAAGCCUCUGCACAGAAAGAAGUCGUCCAAACGAAACGAGUGGCGACAGUUUCGGCGACUGCGUGUACUGCGACACAGUGCUGAAACAAUGGUAAACUGUUGUGAUUUUGAGAACGGUGAAAAAUUUUCGUUCAUAACUGCACAAUAUAAAAUUGUCAUGUUCUAUAUGGAACAAAGCGAACACAGAUACCGGCCUAAAAUUAUAUUUGUGAAACAAUGGUAAACUGUUGUGAGCUGGGACACAGUGCUGAAACAAUGGUAAACAAUUGUGUGCUGGGCAUACAGUGCUGAAACAAUGGUAAACUGUGGUGUUCUGCGACACUGCUGAAAAAAUGGCUGCGACACAGUGCUGAAACACUGGGAAACUGUUGUGUCCUGCGACAUGGAUCUGAAGCUAUGAUAAACUGUUGUGUGCUUUGACACAGUGCUGAAACAAUAGCUAGGACACAGUGACAACGGUAAAUUGUUGUGUACUGCAACUGGCGACACAGUGGUAAACUGUUGUGUGCUGCGACACUGUGCUGAAACAAUGGUAAACUGUUGUUUGCUGCGACACAGUGGUGAAACAAUGGUAAACUGUUGUGUGCUGCGACACAGUGUUGAAACAAUGGCAAUUUUUUUAGAUUUUGAGAACGAUGAAGCAAUUUAGUUUAUAACUGCACAAUAUAAAAUUGUCUUGUGCUACAUGGAACAAAGCGAACCCAUAUACCGGCCUAAAACUAUAUUUGUUUAUAAAAGAGAGUUCUCUAAACAUUAGGAAAUAAAAAGAUUAAUAAUUUUUUUCGAUUUAUUUUCUACUUCAAAAUAAUAGGAAAAUACAUUUUUUAAACUUUAAAAAUAAAAAUGAAACGUUUUAAUUUCUUAUUCCGACAAUUACUUAGUGAAAAUUCCCCUGGGACACUAAAAUGAAGACUCUCAACAUCUAAAUCGUCCCCAGGGCCCCAUCCUACCACCCAUGAGAACCCAGAAUGUAAGCAACAAGAACUAUGUCCGACUGCUGAGUGAGAACUACCAACGAGCGCAGGAGUCCAAGUACAGGCACGGCUGCGAGGAGGAAGCGAGGACUAAAAGGUCAAAGAAGAGACGAAGUAAGAGCAGGUCAAGUAAACGCGUGAGGUCACCUCUGCUGGAGCACCCUAAAGAUGACCUGGCAGCCAAAAGGUGCGAGAUGGUGAACUCGGCAACACCGGAAGUGUUCGAAGUCUUCUGUCACGAGGAUGAAGGUAAGACGAGCUCAUCCUUUACACACGAUUCCGUGGCUGUUACACAUACCAUACCGACCCGUAGUUAACUCUUUUUUUCCACCAUAUUAAACCACACAACACUUUAAACAAUUUCAGUCAACCCACUGGUAAUUUAUUUUACCGCAUGAAUCCGCUCACUAUGGAAACGUAACACAUCAACCGCAGUUACCCAUGACAUCAUCUCAAAUCACAGACCACUGUGUCCUACAACAUCCACAAACAUUUGCUGUAUGGAUGCACAAAAUACUCCACUGGUUUCCUAACUUUUAAAAAAAAAAAUUUAUUUUUGGAAAAUUCAGACGCAUGCACCGUGAAAGAGGAGCCCACGGUGAGGAUGUUGUUGCCAGUCAUAAAGCCAAGCGCUAGCAGCACAAGUGACCCCGACAGCACACACGUGGCGGAUAACCCGGCCACCAAAUGCCACCCUUGUGCCCACAUGCACCAGAUGAGCCACCUCCACCAGGACAUGUACAAGAAACAGUCAACAUUUUGGCGCUGGCGCUGUGUAGUCAUGUAAGAUAGUGUGGCUCCGAUCAGCACUGUACUAUAGUGUGGCUCCGAUCAGCACUGUUCUAUAGUGUGGCUCAGAUCAGCACUGCAAGACAGCUGGCUCAGAUCUACUUUGUAAGAGAGUGUGGCUCUGAUCAUUACUGUAAGGUAGUGUGGCUCAGAUCACCACUGACAUUAUGGCUCCCGUUUAAAAAAAAACAAAACAAAAAACAACAACAACCCUUGAACGUAAUUUCAUUGAUAAGUAUUGAAAGGUCUAGAUUCUAGAUAUCAAAGAAUACAAUAUUACAUUUUGAAAUAGUCUUUAAAGGAUACUAACUGAAUGUUUCAUUUAACAAAUAAUGUUUUGUUUUUUCUUUAUGAAAAAGAAUUAUAGAGAAUGUAUAGGUUUUUCUAUAGGGAAUGAAAGAGUUGGUUCAUUUAAGGAGGGAUUUUUUAUGUGAUACAAAAUUCUUUAUUCAAAAUAAAUAUUAGCAUCAAGAAGGUACGGGUAUUGUAAGCAUCUGUGCUGUCAUUCUUCUAAUGGUUAGUUUAAAGAGAUGCAGGAGAAGAUUAAAAUGUUGAAUACAUUAUUUCAGUUGGUUCAUUAAUAUUUCAGAGGUAAAUUAGACAAAUAAAAUUUACAUAUCAUGACAUAUAAUACAUGUAUUGUUUUAUAGAAUAAAGGAUUUAUUUUUUA
Molecule: messenger RNA, 8533 nt
Organism: Lymnaea stagnalis (great pond snail)
Lineage: Eukaryota; Metazoa; Mollusca; Gastropoda; Lymnaeidae
Source: the annotation of a GenBank genome assembly